Messenger RNA from Drepanopeziza brunnea f. sp. 'multigermtubi' MB_m1, 1248 nucleotides. The record is from RefSeq and is a predicted model, not a curated record. NCBI's taxonomy places the organism in Eukaryota, Fungi, Ascomycota, Leotiomycetes, Helotiales, Drepanopezizaceae.
AUGCCUUGGAUCUAUACUACAGAGGUUCCCGUCCUCUACGGAGAGUUGAAGAGAAUAGCUCUGCGAGAUGGAACACCAGAGCUUACAAUUCACGAAGUCGAAGAGCUCGUCGAAGAAAGCAAGUCGAAGUAUGCCAUAGUGCAACCCAACAAAGAGGAUGCCUGGCUACAGUACUGGAGCGAAGCAUCAGUCUGGGCAAACCAUGUGGCCGUUGCAAGCUACUUCUCCCUGAUGGAUUCGAUGAAGCCGUUUCCAGGCAAGCGGCCGUAUGAACUGACACAUAAUUUCGCGGGUAACAGCACCACCGAGUCGACCCUCUUUCCUAGUCCGCUCAGCACUUCACGUGACACAAUCACCUCUGACGCGCUUCUCGCUUCUAUAUCAGCCUCGCUCAUCCCGACUGUUGUCUCGUCCGCUCAGUUCUCUGCUCACCAUACCAAAGAAAAGACAGAGAUGGAGCCCUCAACCAGCAAAGAUUCCCAGCCACAUCCCCAAGGAACAUGCUUUACCCCUAGAUUGACAAUCGCUGAUCGUUCUAAAGUACCAUCUCCCGUUCCCGCCAAGUCUGAGGGUGAGAAAGGCAAGAAGGAGAGGAGAAGAAAGAAGCAGUCUGGCGCACUCGAUAUGUCCAAUACCCCCCCGUCCAAUACCCUCCCUGCGUCGCCCGUCUUGGUCACUCGAAGGGCACAACCACCCGACCUUCAGCAUCCCCCGAAUGCGAGGAGACAGAUUGCUGCCACCCUGCGACCCGCGCUCGAGGUCAUCUUCGCAAACCACACCUUGACAAACGCUGAAGCCGGAUACCGCCCUUCGGCAUGGGACGAGGAACGUGGUCUGCCCAUGGGAGCCUGGAAAUGUCUCGCACCGAAUGCCGCUAAGUGUAUCUGGGGCAAGGGUGGAGAAAUUCUAGGUGAGGUCAAUCGCCUGCUGGAAGGGGGUGCGGGCGUUCGAUUGAUCGUGGCUCUGCAGCCUCUUGGUCCGGUCUCGCUGUAUGGUCCUCUUCUCUGGAUCGACAUUCGAUUCAGUUACAGCCCCUCUGACCCAGAUACCAUCGCUGCUCGAGAUUGGCUUCAGGAUUUUGUCAUUGAGUUUGCCAGCAACAAGGGAAAGUCUGGUACGAUGUUGAACGAGUUCACGGCCUGGGCCCAGCAGAACGUUCCUAGUCAGGAGAUUCGAAAGUGGCUGGGAAAGUCGCUGAAUGGAAUAAUGGACCAGGGCAGACCCAGCGGAAGACCGAGCGGGAGAUAA